This is a messenger RNA of Melitaea cinxia (Glanville fritillary), 1890 nucleotides long. RefSeq names its product transmembrane protein 151B-like. Bases 1 to 1803 code for a protein of 600 amino acids. The record is from RefSeq and is a predicted model, not a curated record. NCBI's taxonomy places the organism in Eukaryota, Metazoa, Arthropoda, Insecta, Lepidoptera, Nymphalidae. The transcript has 8 exons.
AUGACGUCACAGGAGCGUAGCAACAUUUUCUCCGAUGACGAUGAGGACCUGCAUCCUCGGCAGCAAAGCAUUGGUGGUGUGCUGAGGCGAGAAGGUAACUGGAAGUGCUUCCUCCUCACGCUGAUGAUCGUCGGUUGCUUGGCGUCUGUAACCUGGUGUAGUACGGCCGAAAUUGACAGGGAACUCAUUGAUCUCAACACGUACCCGAUAAAGAGGAUAGUCCGGGAGUCACCCUGUGAUGUUGGCUAUGCAUAUAUUCCAAUCGCCUUUGUUUUGCUGCUGUACUUGGUAUACCUGGUCGAAUGCUAUCACAGCACGGCUAGGAUUCAGCUAGCGAGAAGAGUGGACGUGGCAGCAGUAAGCGCGAGGGUACAUGCUAUGAGGAACGCUAACCCAAGAGUCUGGUGGAAAGCCAUUUGCUACCACUACGUGCGUCGGAAGCGGCAAGUCACGCGAUACCGUAACGGCGACGCCUACACCACAACACAGGUAUACUAUGAGAGAGUGAACACGCACAGCGCGAGUACCUCAUUUGCACAUGCCUGCUGUGGUCAGAGAGAUGCAUCGAGAAAUCUUGUUUUAGAUUCUAAAACUCCCAUCACAAAAGUUCGAUUCAGCAAGGGUUUCGCUUUCGCAAACAUCGAGGCUGCCAGCGAAUUCGAAGAUCAAAGGUCAAGAUUUUUUGCAGAACAUGAACGAUUUGAUGACUUUAUGGAAAUGCGCGAAGGACUAGAUUUAAUAGGUGUUAGUUCUUUUAGGGAAUAUAUGGUGGCAUACAGGGAUGCAGAUCGUUGUCCUUGGUAUUCUUCUCAGCUACUAUUUUGGACACUUUCCUGUCUUCUAUUAUCAUGGCCACUUAGAAUUAUCAUAGAAUGUAAUACCGCAUAUGUACAUUAUACGAUAACAAAAAUAUUCGGUACAAACUACGAAUUAGACCCAAGCCGACAAUUAGAUUUAGAUACGCAUUUAUCGGAUACUUUACCGCCUGUUCCUGCUACAAAUUAUUCCUGGGCACUAGCAGAUGAACAAAGUGCUAUUCUUUGUUCAGCUUCCAGACCUCCUCGUACGCUUCCACUUUCUCAUGCGUCCACAGUUGAUAGUCUUGAAUUAUUCGCAGCUAUAAGGGGUAAUUGUGCGAUUGUACCUUCAUACUCAGAAGCAAUGCGGAUUGAUGAUGCUCUCAGAGAAGAUCCCGCUGAAAAUACGUCAAAUGCAGGUGUUCUUAUUGACAUCGAAACAGAGCAGAGAGCUGCUAUACCUGCUAUAAAAGCGGCUUCAUUUGAUGAACCUACUACUAGAAGACCUAGAGUUACCAUUGCUGGAACUUAUUCAAGUCAUAACAUUGCUGGAAGUUCUAGAUCUCAUGAGGCUAAAUUACAAAAUAGACGGUCCUGGGCAGGGGUUUUAACAUCUGCUCGAAGUGCAAGACAAAUUCUGGAUGAUUUAACAAAUAGCACUGUUACCUAUCAACCUAUACCAGAAUCUCAAGCAAGAAGAAAUGGAGAAAAUACGUUAUACUUUUCAAGAGAAUUGUCACCGACGUGUUCAAGAGAUCCAUUUGGAGGUCGAGCUCAAACAACACCAACUGAUGAGCCGCCGUCGUAUGAAGAAGCUUUAAAAUUACCCGCGUUAAAGAAAUUGACUAGGUCUAUAACUGGUACAGACUUAGCGGGACCCAGAAGAGCAUUUUUGAAGGAUGUAUUGUCAAAUAGAAGAUCAUGUUUAGAAGGAGUGGGCGUAUUAGCCGGCGCUAAAGUAGUUAGAUUACCAUAUAGUGAGUCUGGCGAAGAAACGCCUCUAUAGCGCUAUUACGUGUCUAAUUUUAGUGACUCUUUAUGGUGUGAUAAAAUGUUAAUAUAGAAACUCGUAUAAGAAUAUUAUAGGUGCAAU